Fusarium vanettenii 77-13-4 is the source of this 1062-nucleotide messenger RNA. RefSeq lists its product as uncharacterized. The coding region runs from base 1 to 1062 and encodes 353 amino acids. The transcript has 6 exons. The record is from RefSeq and is a predicted model, not a curated record. NCBI's taxonomy places the organism in Eukaryota, Fungi, Ascomycota, Sordariomycetes, Hypocreales, Nectriaceae.
AUGGUCGGCGCAGGCUCGAGCCUUGAGCUUAUUAAAAGACGAACCGGCUUCCGAGGCCUGUUCAACCACCUGUUACUCGUGAGCUCGGCCGUUACCAUGGGCGGAGUAGCCAUCUGGUGCAUGCAUUUCAUUGGAAACAGAGCCAUCGAUCUUGCCAACGGAGAACCCGAGAUGCAAAUAGCCUACUCGCGGGGGUUCACAGCUGUAUCCUUCUUCAUCCCUAUCCUCGUCUUGCUGGUCGCCUUUCUCGCAAUCGGCACCAAUAAUACCGUUUCCUGGUGGAGAGUUAUUGUCGGCGGUGUUCUCUGCGGCGUUGCCAUCUGCAGUAUGCACUAUCUCGGGAACGCGUCUAUCAAAAACUAUACCUGUGUAUAUCGGCCAGUUAAUAUCGUCGGAUCUGCUAUCAUCGCCGUCGUUGCCAGCAACGUUGCCCUCUUCACGUUCUUUGUCUUUAGAGCUGUGUGGACUAAUUCGUGGCAGAAGCGAGCUAUCUCGGCUGCGGUCCUUGCAAGUGCUGUAUCAGGGAUGCAUUGGUGUGCCGCUACUGGAACUCGCUAUCGUCUCAGAGAUAUCAAGUCUGAGGGUAACGAGCCCUCUAAAGGUGCAACUGUCAUUGUGGUUAUCUGUUUGUCUCUCGGUGCCUGUUUCAUUAUUGCUACCUUAGCUAUUAUUCGCGCGAGGAAUAUGAGAAAGUCGGCCCUUCGAGCGCAGCAGGUCACGUUGGGAGCGGCCGUCUUUGAUAAGGGCGGAAGAAUUCUCAUUGACCCUGAUGGAUUCAUUCCUAGUAUUGUUGUUACUGACUCCUUCCUGGAAAAGGCAUUAAGAAACUGGAGUACUAUCUCGAACUUUGUCGGCGCCGAGCUUGCGGACCGGUUUCAUGAGGAUAUGACCUCAGUAGGUGUCUUGUGGGAUGAGAUUAUCCCUACAGGCCCGGGCAGCAAGUGGCCACGAGCCCAGUCUCGAAUGGGCUCUCGUCUAAGUCUCUCUUGGGGAAUGGGAGACGCUCAUGAGGACAACCAAAGCGGCUCUGACAUGGCAGAGAAGGGGCUCAACGCUCGAUAG